Notolabrus celidotus (New Zealand spotty) is the source of this 926-nucleotide messenger RNA. RefSeq lists its product as uncharacterized. NCBI's taxonomy places the organism in Eukaryota, Metazoa, Chordata, Actinopteri, Labriformes, Labridae. Bases 208 to 819 code for a protein of 203 amino acids. The record is from RefSeq and is a predicted model, not a curated record. The transcript has 5 exons.
UGGCAGCUCAAAAUGUCAGGAAACAAAACUUAAAUAAAAGUGUAGAAACCUACUGUGAUGGCAGAUAUGAUGGAGCUCAGUGUUAUGGAGCUCUGGGAGGAUCUGUGCUCCUGCAGCUGAUGGAGAACUCCUCGGAGAUUUACUCCCAGUAAUGGGACAUUUAGGAUCACUAAACUGAGCAGGAAUGAUGCCGGUGAAUACACUGUCAUGAUCUUUGACUCAAAUGAAGCAGUUAUAGAGAAGCAAACUCUACAGUUGACCAUUCAAGUUCCUGUGUCCUCAAUCCAGCUGGCCUCUGAGUGUCUGUCUCAGGGAGAGAUGAGGGUCUCCUGCUCCUCUGGGGGAGGGGACAGUCCUCAGUACAGCUGGACUCUGGAUGGACACACGCUGAUUAAAUCUCAGCUCCUCUCUGGAAAUAGUGAGGACCAGAUCAUCACUCUGAGGCAAGAUGUGUUGGGAAUGCUGGUCUGCACAGUCAGGAAUCACAUCAGUAGUGUCUCAGAUGAAGAGAAGACAGAGUCCUGUGGAUUUGAAUUCUUUGACUGCACCUUACUCAAUGGGACCUACAUAUCACAGUGGUUGCGGCCAUCUGAUGAAAUUCAGUGUGUCAAGCCAGCUCUUAGUCUGGAUAUCCCCCUGCUCAUAUGUGUUCUGGAAGCAGCUGUGUUUUUUCUGAUAAUUAUUGGUAUCUUCCUCUACUUUGCUUGGAGGAAAAAUAAACUACUGAAAGGUGAAGGCUCUGCAGUCCCUGAAGUGGUGGAAUAUGAAAACAAUUCUGUUGUAAUGGUUGAAAUGAGAAGCUCUGCAGCUGAACAUUAACUCUCUGAAACCAAAACCUUUAUGUCACCUCUAACCCGCUGUGACUGGGCCGUGUAUCUACAGAGCUGAAAACUUAAGGUUUAGAUUAGAAAUACUUCUCUGUUUUA